This is a messenger RNA of Patella vulgata (common limpet), 4967 nucleotides long. RefSeq names its product centrosomal protein of 131 kDa. Gene Ontology annotation, molecular function: protein binding. Lineage: Eukaryota; Metazoa; Mollusca; Gastropoda; Patellidae. Gene Ontology annotation, biological process: cilium assembly; intraciliary transport involved in cilium assembly; regulation of centrosome duplication. The record is from RefSeq and is a predicted model, not a curated record. Gene Ontology annotation, cellular component: centriolar satellite. Bases 272 to 3721 code for a protein of 1149 amino acids. The transcript has 20 exons.
UCGUAUACGCAUGACGAGAGAAUCCUUGAAAUGUUUACAAAAUUUACAUGCCUGUCAAUGAUUGAAAUUAAGUUAUGAUUAAUUGUUAAAACAAAUUAAUCAGAGCGAUUAUGUGAUAAAACUGUUAUUAGAAUUUAGAGUGGCCAAUUCUCCUCUGUAAAAGGGUGGUUUAUGUGUAUGCUUCACACUACUUGCCUUUCUGGAGAACUCCAUGGAUGAUUAACUGACACCAACAAACAAGAUAAAGAAAGCUAAAUUUAGGUAAAUUGUGAUGGCUCAAAAGAAUGCUUUAGAUCUCGAUCUCAGUCUAACUGGUUCACAAAUAUCUGCGGGACUGUCAUCUGGAAAACGUCCUCGAUCAGCUCAACACUCAAAACGACCGUCUCCUGGCAUUGAGCCAAGGAAAAACAAGACAAGUAGUUUAAGAGAAAGAUCAGGUAGCAUAGGAGAAUUAAGUAAACAAAAACCAUCACCAGGUUUAUCUACUCCAUUAUCAAGCUACAGAAGUGAGCAAAGUGAUAUUUCGUCUGUUAGUAAAAAUGCUCUUAGUAUUCGAGGUAGAACAAAAAGUAAUGAUGAUUUUCUUGCAUUAUUUGAAAAUUCACCUCAACCUAAGAUAAAGAAACCUGCCACAGUAUCAGCAAUUAGUAAUCAUAGCAAAAAAUCUCUCAAAAAUUCUUCUAAACUUAUCUGGGACAAUCAAUCUUUAAAAGGAAAGCAUAUUACUAAUAGCUCCAGAAAUAAGCCUGGACUUGAGUCAAAUCGCUCUGAUCGCUCAGAGCCGCAUAAUAUAUUUCAUCCACAGAUAGACAAUGAUAGUAGCUCUGAAGAAAUUGAAGAUAUAGAAGAAAGCCUUUCUCGUUCCAUUAAUAAAUUGCAAACUCUCCAGAAUCAAUUGUCAGGAAUCAAUAAUAAUGCUACUGAAGAUGCUAAAAUUACUAAGACUUCUCCGAGACAAUCUGCACCAGUUAGUUGUAGUAUUGCCAAUAAUAUGACCUCACAAGGAUUGUCUCCAAAAAAUAAAGGCCCUUUAUCAAAAAUCGAAAAAUCAUACCAAAAUAUUAAUCACAAGGCUCCAGUUAAUCAAGUUCCUAAAACAAGUGAUAAACACGUAGGUUUAAACGUAGCAGAAGAUUAUAUUCAAUCUUUAAACACAGCUGCAACCAAAAUUCAAAAAUGGUAUCGACGCCACGAUGUCCGUCAAAAAGCUAGCUCUGCAGCUGUACGGAGACUACUCAGUCAGAAACACAAAGAAAAGAUAGAAGAAAGGAACCAUGAUGUACAUAUGUCACUCUCUGAGAAACAAAUAGAAGAGAAGAAAAUUGAAGAAAGAAAGAAAGUGAGAGAAGAAAAAGCUCGUUUAGCCAGGAAACAAGCAAUACAGGAUCUACAAAAGAAAAGGGAAGAAAAGAAAGAAGUAGUAAAGAAAAAAGUUGAACUAGAAAUCUCAUAUUUACAAGCAAAUGGAAAACUAAAGAAAACUCCAUCUAACACUAGUUUAAAUAGUAAGAAGAAGAGUUCUCCAGUUAACCCUCUAUCACCCGUUGAACCCUCCUCUAGUCGAACUGAAAGAUCUGAGGCAACACUUACAAAUGGUAAUGUUCACUCAGCUGUAGAUGAAAUAUUUCAGUCAGGGCCAUUUUCACCAAGAUCAAGAAAUUCGGUUGGAGCUGAAAAUGUGACACCUAAAUUAACUGCCAGGAAAAGUCCUAGUCAAGCUGCAAGUCAGAGCACAUUAAAUGAUCUGUUUGAUACCCUGAGAAAACUUGAAGCAGAGGAACAUUUAGUGACACCAAGACCAGAAAAGAAAAAAAAUACAUGGAUGGAUGAAAUUUCUAAAGAUGAUGAUACUGAUGAUAGCAAGGAAUUUAAUCUUACAGCUGAAAAUUUAUCAAAAUUGGGACGUACUAAGGAUGGUCUUGGUAAAAGUGGUUUCUUAACAGAUGAUAAAUUAAAGAGUAUAAUCACCUUCUUAGAUGAAGUUCAAGUUAGCGACCGAAUUAGUGUUAUUGAUUCUGAAUUAAAUAAGAUUAAUGAAGAUUUACAGAAACCAGCCCUUUUAGUACCAGACGGAGAAGAAAUCGCUCAUAUGGAACAAGCUCAAGCUGUGGCUAGUGAAGUUACAAAUACUGUUUUAUCACAAAGAUUAGAAUUAGAUGAAAAGAAACGAACAGUACAUAUGUUGCAGAAGGCACUGAAUCAACAAAGAGAGUUAACUGUAAGGCAUGCAAAGGAAACAGAGAAAGAAAUGACAAAGCGGUUAGAUUUUCAGAAAGAUGAAUAUGAAGAAGCUAUCAAACGUCAUUUAUCUUUCAUUGAUCAAUUGAUUGAUGAUAAAAAGAACUUAAGUGAGAAAUGUGAAACAUUGGUUAAAGAAUUAAAAACUGUGGAUAAAAAAUAUCAAGACAAGAUUAAAAAUUUAGAUGAAAAUCAUGGUUUAGAAAUUUCCAAACUAAAAGAUAUUCAUGCAGCAGCUGAGAAACUUCGAAGAGAAAAAUGGAUUGAAGAUAAGACAAAGAAAAUCAAGGAAAUGACUGUAAAGGGUCUAGAACCAGAAAUACAAAGAUUAAUAGCUAAACAUAAAUCUGAGAUGAAGAAAGUGAAACAGAUACAUGAUGCUGAACUUCUUCAUGCCGAUGAACGAGCAGCACAGAGAUAUGUUAAUAUGACAGAAGAAUUAAGAGAUCAGUUAGCUAAAGAAAAAGAAGAAGCGUGUAGAAGAGAAAGAGAACUUGCUAAAGAAAGAUAUGAGAAACAACUUCAACAAGAAGAGUUGGCCUAUCAACAGCAAAGACGUAGAUUAUACACCGAAAUACAAGAAGAAAAAGAUCGUCUAUCUACACAAGGAACUCGUCAAAGAUCAGAUUUAGAAACCUUAAAAAGACAAUUAGAAGAUAGUCAUAGACAUGCUUUAGAUGCCAUGAAAACAGAAUUUGAAAAAUCUAGGGAGGAGCAAGAAAAACGCCAUACUGGUGAAAUACAAGAUUUACAAGAAAGACUAAGAUUAGAGAAAGAAGCUUGGGAAGAGAAUUAUAUGAAGAAACAGGAAACUUGGUUAAUGCAGAAAGAAAGGGAAUUGAAAGACAAUGUGCGUCGAGAUCGAGAUAAAGAAAUUGAACUGGUGAUAUCACGAUUAGAAGAAGAUGCUACAUCAUCAAGAGAAGAAUGUGAAAGAACAGCGGAAAAUAGAAUCAAGAGAUUCCGUGAAAAAUAUGAUUGUGAAAUGAGAGAAUUGGAAAAAUCUGAGAGACAGGCUAUACAGAAAUAUAACCAAGUUAAGGCUGAAAUGGCAGAGGUUGAAGGAGAAAAUGCUAGAUUAAAAGUUGUGAUAAAACAAAAAGACAGAGAAAUAGCUGAUACCAAAAAGUUAAUUGAAAAACUACAGGAAGAAAGGGGAAAAGUAUCAGAUAUUAUAAGACAAGAAUUUGCCGAUAGAAUUGUUACGACAGAAGAAGAAAAUAAAAGAAUAAAGAAUGACAUAUCAGAACUUAGAGCUAAACAUCGCAUAGAAAUAGAAAAAACUAAAAACCUAUCUGAAGAAAUUCGCAAACAAAAAGAUGAAGAGUUGGAUGAGGUGCACAAGAGAGUAAAACAGGCCAUUUUAAAGAAAGAAGAUGUGGUUAGUCAGCUGCGACAACAAUAUCAAGCUGCCUUGAAGAGGGCAGAUCAUUUGGAAGGUCUGUUAGAACAGCAACGCAAACAACUAUUAGCAGGCAAAUAGAAGCACAAACUUACAUGUUUAUCAAACUAAUGCUUAUAAUAUCCAUGAUAAAAACAUUAUUCUCCCUCCAAUGAAGAGAUUAAUUUAUUAAAAUUGUUUUGUAGUUUUAUAAUAUAUUUUGUUAUUUAAAAGGCAGAGUUACGUUGAAAUGGGAUGUAUCUUUUUAUACUCCAAAGAAUAUCUAUAUAUUUUAUGUUUUGUUGGGAUGUUAAGAUUGUAAAAACAGUGUGUUGAUUUGAACUAAGCUGAAGGUUAUUCUAUAGCUAACUCUGUCCAUCUCUCAUAAAUGUUAAAGUAAUUAAGUAUCAUAGCUAAUAAUCUGGAUUUAUACCAAAUUGAAAAUAAAAAGGGAAAUUUUAACUGAACAAAGUUUAACUGAUUUCAUAUCUUAAAUAUUUAAAAGAGAUUCCUUUAAUAGUGAUUUUAUUUUGUCCAACUCAUGCAGGAUGGGUCUGGAUAAUAAUUUUCAACAAUUGGAUAAGUUUGCAAAAUUUAUUUAGGCUGCUACAAAGUGAAGUCAAAUUUUCUAUAGAUCCAAUAUAAGAUCUUGUAUGUAUGUUGAAACUAUAUUUGUAAUUUAUGUAUUGGGCAACAUAUCUGACUCCAUGAAAUAUAUUAUGUGUGAUAUUCUAUUUUCUAUAGUUAUUUGUCUAGGUUGUGAAAUUAAUUGUAAUGAACAUGCAAUGGUGCCUUUUAUCCACAGACAUAUAUUAGUCUACAUCAAUGCAACAGUUUUGUAGCCAUCCAUAUGCUUUAAUUUAAGAGAAAUUGUUAAUCCCUUUGUUCUUCAAUAUUAAUAUUAAUAUACGACUCCGAACAAAUAAACAAGUAGAAUAUGUCCCUUAUAGUACAGGUAACUCAGAAUAUGAUUUUUAUACGCCCACAAGGAAAUUAUUAUUAUUAUUAUUAUUACAGCAUAUUUAUAGUGCACCCUUUCAUAUAACAUGUUCAGGGGCACUUUACAAAGUGACAAUGUAAAUCACACAUAAACAACAAGAUUAUGGGCAUGUUAACGAUUGUAUACAGAGUCAGUUAAAAGCCUGAUUAAAUAAAUGUGUUUUAAGUUGUUUUUUAAAAGAAUAUAGAGAUGUACAACAUCUUAAACUAAAUGGUAGAUUAUUCCAUAAAACAGGUGCUUGAUAACUAAAAGAGCGCUGACCAUAAGAGACUAGUUGAACAGUUUUGGGCUUUAAAAGUAGUUUAUCUGAUGUACGUAAUGUUCGGCCAGGUGUAUAAAGUUCUAAAA